Cataglyphis hispanica is the source of this 5618-nucleotide messenger RNA. It is a transcript of the gene Schip1, whose product is annotated as schwannomin-interacting protein 1 homolog. The record is from RefSeq and is a predicted model, not a curated record. Gene Ontology annotation, biological process: positive regulation of hippo signaling. Bases 671 to 3289 code for a protein of 872 amino acids. The transcript is spliced from 12 exons. NCBI's taxonomy places the organism in Eukaryota, Metazoa, Arthropoda, Insecta, Hymenoptera, Formicidae. Gene Ontology annotation, cellular component: plasma membrane; cell junction.
UAUCUAUAAAUGUGAAUCAAAUCUCGUAUUUUUAUUAAUUUAUUCACGGCAGAAAAAGAUGGAGCGAAAUUACGGGCGUGUGCGACAAUAUAUCAGUCAUUUCUCGGUUUUCCUAUUGUCCCAAAUCAAAAUCAAUCAUCGAGCCGAUAAUUGACGAAUAUCUCUCUCUUUCUCUCUCUCGGUGAAAUCACGUCACGAAACGGGGAGGAGGAUAAAGCGAGUCAGCAACCCCUACGGCAAAGAGACGUUUGCGCCUGCGUUCGUCUCUUCGUCACCAAGGGUGAAGUUGACGCGAGGGGGCGAGCGUGGGGAAACGAAGACGAGAACGUUUGUUAAAACGAGAGAAUGAUAUCCAUCGAAUAGAAAGAGAAAGAGAGAGGGACAUUGAACGCCGACACCGUGGCUUCGCAGUCUCCUCUCGUUCGCGCCGCGCAUGAAAACGCAUCGCUGAGCUUCCUUUUGCAUUUCUACGAGUGAGUCACAGCGAAGCGUCCGGUUCUAAUUUCCACGCUCAUUCACCGUAUACAUUUCCAAGUGCUAUACACUUGGUGCAACGUUCCUGUCAGCUUAUCACGGCGAAUGCGAGAUCCCUGAGGCAGCGCCUGAAAGACGUCGAAGGACAGCGAAGAGUCUCUUGCGUCCUGCUGAUUUGAAAGAACGAGGAAUCGAUAUGCGGCUCAGGGAAUCUGUCUCAAUUUCGGUACCGUUGCAUCCCGGAGGACUGAACAACAACCAGCUCCAUAGGCACGAGUCGAUCGGUGCCGGUGAGAUCGGCGGCGAUCGCAACGAGAACGCGACUCAGGAGCCGAUCACGCCGAAUUACCCGGUCGACGAGUCGGCGGACUUCCGGCUGGCCGAAGACACCACCACGUGGUCCUCCCUGGCGAUCGCGCGCGACAACGUCCAGCAAAACAAUCCACAGUCCAUCAACGUCAACAAUAAUCUUACCGAGGCAAAAAUACAGAGGAAUAGCUCCGUCGAGAGCCUCGCUGACUACGAGGGCACGAUCGAAGAGCAAUCCGCCAAUGUAAACAACAAUCUGACCGAAUCAAGGAUACGAAGGAACAGCUCCGUCGAGAGCCUCACCGAUUACGAAGGACGUAACUCUUCGCACGAGAACUCGUCGCGCGAAUUGACGCCUUCCGAGUGGUCCGACUGGUCCGAGGAAGGAAAUCUGCCUGCGGGUUGUCGCGGCAUCGUCAACCCCAACUAUCCUGGUUUCCAGCAUCUGGCGCCUUCCCUGCUGUCGGAUACCGACCUGACCGAGGACGAGCACGACAGCUGCUCCGACUAUCCGCCUCUUUACGGCGUUCAUCACCGCGAGGUAGCCCCGGAGAACGGCAACGAGUACAACAACAACGUCGACGACAGCAUCAAUCAUCUCUGCGGCCAGCGCAACGACCGCAAGAUCUUUUACGAGAAACCCAAGUUUAAUAUACAGACUGUGACCUCUCUGUACGAGUCGGUGGUGCCGCCUUCGGAAAAGUGCAUCAACUACGUGAAGAGUGUGGAGGUCUCUAGGUCCGAGAAGAAGGCACAAUCGCCAGAACCGGAGGAGGUCGUCGUGAACGGUAUCGUCGAGGCGGAGACCCACCUGACGCUCCUGGACGAACGGGAGGAGGGUCUGGCCGACCAGGUAAGCGAGCGCACGCCUGAACUGUCGCGGGCGAUUCUCGAGAACAAGCGUGAGAGGGAAGUACCCGUCGAGGUCGAGCUGGUGGAACUGACGACCAGUGUGAACGAGAGCCUGCAGUUUCCCGAGAUCGAGGAGAUCCUGGAUUCCGGAAAGACUAGCGAGAUCAGCGAGACAGAGGACGUCGCGGUGGAGCACAUCGACCUAAUACGCGAGGCAAAGGAGUUGCCUCACUUAGACCGGUCCAAAAUAGGCAAUCGUCAGCCGGUGACGACGACGUCGGCGGGCGGCUCGGCCGACGACGACGAGUCGGAGAGCAAUAGCGACUACUCUGAGGGCUUCGCCGAGGAGCGACCGACCUAUACAAAGCUGGAGGAAAUCGAUCUGUUGUCGAGCAUUGGUCGUGACAUCGGCGUCGACUUCGAGAAGUACGCUCAGCCGGUGCCGGACGUGGUCGCGAUGGAGUCGAUCGAGAGCAUACGUGGCGGUCAAUCGCGAUCCACCUCGGCCAUCAAGGAUCAUAUAGAGGAUACUAACAAGUUGUUAGACCGCGAGCUCCCGGAGGCGUCUAGCGCGGACGCUCGAAAGAAGGAGAAAAUGGUCAAAAAUCAGGCCAAGCGCCGUCAGCAACAGCAACAGCAGCAACAAUCGCGAAAUUCUAAUUCUCAAAGACGUACCGAUAAACGCAGGAGCGACAUCGAUAACGGAUCAGGCGGCUUCGACGUUUACAACAUCGAGACAGCAAUGCCAAAGAUCGAUCUCGACGCGAUCGAGUCGCACCUCAGAGCUGCUCGCGAGGAAGAACGUCGGCGACGAAACGAUCGUGAGGAAAUCAGAAGAAGACUCGCGAUGGGACCUGAUGCCGAAGAUUUGCGCGCCGAACGUGGACGAAAGCCAAGUCUUCAAUCGCGUCUCCAGAGUGGAAUGAAUCUUCAGAUUUGCUUCAUGAACGAGACAUCGUCGGAUACAGAGUCUCCGGGCUCGGAAAACGACGUAUCUCCCGGAUCCACACCCACGUCUCUAGGUUCGAAGCAGCUUAGCGGGAAGCAAUAUGCGCCGAUGAGGCCGCAGGUGUUGAGUCUUCCUUCUCUGAGACUCGAGGCGGGUGCGAAUUCCACGCCGCCUGUUGACGAGGCGGACUUCUUCGCACGGCAAGCUAGACUACAGACCGAAGCGCGAAUGGCUCUGGCACAAGCAAAGGAGAUGGCACACAUGCAGAUGGAAGUGGAAAGGCAAAGGCUGAAGCAGAGUCCCAUUACCGAGAUGGUGCGAUGCAGUUUGGAAAAAGUCGGUGUUCAAUUGGGAGAAGAUAGACGUAGGUUGUCCCGAGUUCUUCUCACAGAAUUAAAUGUCGCGCAACUGCAAGUAGUGGCGAACGAUUUACAUGCGAGAAUUGCUGCCUUGAACGAAGCGCUCGUUGAAGGACUUUUGAGGAGAGAUGAUUUGCACAUGGAACAGGAUUCGAUGCUCGUUGACGUGGAGGAUCUCACUCGAUACUUAGGUGCCAAGCAAGAAUCAUUGAAGAAAAAGCAACAAAGCAUGCAGCAGACGGCAAAUCGAAAUCAUCAGCAGUCCUCUUCAACUCCAACGAAAUUAUCUAUGAAGCCAAAGUUAACGCAUUUGAAUCGCGGUCUGGUUGCCCUUGUAAGAAAAUAAUCUUUCGUUACGAGACUACGCAGUCUCGUCGGAAAUGAAACUCCGAAUGGAGCAAAACACCACGAACAACUUUAGAGAUGCGAAGAAAUAAAAGGAGAAAAAAAAAGAAAUGAGAAAAAUCUUCCUUGAAAAAAGGAGACAAAAGAACCUUUUUCAGAAAGAUAAAAAAAAGAAUGCAAACUACUUUCUUCGCGGCAGAUGAGAAAAAAAAAGAUCUCCAUUGAAAAAGAAAAUGAAAGCUUUCUUGAGAAAACAAAUUUAAAAAUUUUCAAAAAUUGAAUGAUAUUAAAGGAAACCUUUCUUUGAAGAAAAGAUUCUUAAGAGUAAAAGAAUAAUUACUUUAGAGAUCGUGGUGCAUAUGUUCAAGAACUCUAAAAGACGUUGAACUUUGAUAAUAGUGGAAUCGUUCUCAUGAUAAAAGGAAAGUAGCACAUAUCUUUCCUAUGAGUUUCCAAGAAUUUUUACAGCUUCGUCAUUAACCACGUGGAAGUAGAGAUUUACAUAUGUGCAUAUCGCGCGUAAGCGAACAGAGCAACGAUCCUUCGUUUGUAUCCAAGAGAUUCUUCAACUCUAUCUCCUGCUCGUCUGUAUUCGCUCGGUCCCUAAGCUCACAAUAUGUCCCGCGACAUGCAUGUGUCUACGAGUGUAUUCGAUUAUUCGCCUUUAUAAAUAAUAGCGUAUCAUUAGCGAAAGCGGAUUCUUUCUCUGUUGUACAUAUAACGAAAAUUUAUAUCAUAUUAUUGCAGAGUAUCGAGAUUCCAUAUAAUGUUUAAAGAGCGCUUCGUUCCGAUUGUUCAUUAUAAAUCGUUCACGCGUGCGUUGAUGUGAUGUUAAUAUUUUGUAAAAUCGUAUCAAUUCAAUAUUGCAUAUGAAACAAUUUUAAAUCCAUUCCUAGAUUCCGAUAAUUCCACAAUUAUUCGGAUGUGUAUAUUCUUGCUUCAGUAGAUCUCUAGAUCCGCUAAUAAAAAACUAUCAGUUACUGAUUUCAUAAAUUCUUCACAUAUAAAUUCAUCGUUCCACUUGAUUCUCGAAUAUACAAGAUAUUAGUGAGACGGUAAACCAGUUUUUAUUUAUCGCGACGAAGAAAGUCAAUGUAAUUUCUUGAAUAACGCAACGCGUCUGUAAGGAAAAGUUCGAGGUAUAGAUAGAUAGAUAGAUAGGUGGAUAAACCUUUGAUAGAGAAAAAUGAUCGUCGAGAAUGAAAAACGCGUUACAUAUCUAAAUAAAUGAUCUAGUAUGAAAAAAAAGAAAAAACCGAUUAGUUCAUAUCUAGAGAAAUUAUGAAAAUUUAAUCGAAUAUAGAAAUAUUUGAUCAAACAUGCGUUCACGGAGAGUUUAGUUGUUUACUAUUAUUCGAAAACAGAUUUUUCGAAUUUGCUAUUAAAAAUUAUUCAUCUUCAUAUGGAUUAUUCGGUUCUUGCAUCGGAUUAUUUUUGCAUGUGGGUCUCAUACGAUCUCAUUCACACACGUAGGAUUUUUCAAAUGUAAUCGAAAUAAAUUUCAACAAAUCUAAAAAACUAAGUUAACUUCGUUUCUUAAAUCCCCGGUUCUCAUCCCUUUAAUACGUUACGAUAAAAAUAUUAUUUAUAAAACAAAAUAGAUUUAUUUUAAAUAAUAGAAUGAGAAUACUCAUACGUUAAAAUAUAUACGUAACAAUUGUAGCAAUUUGAAAAUAAUUCCAAUUUUUUAAUUUCUUUCUCUGCUUGAUUUCUAAAAUUAUUAAGAGAAUUGCUUGAAAAAUUACUAAGAGAAAUGAAUAAUAUAUACCACUUAUCAUCAUAGAUCUCUAAUCUUUGCGUGUGUUAUAAGAGAAAUGAAUUCUUCUUAGCAAUCUACUCCUUUGCUUUUUCGCAAAGGAGUAGAUUUAGAACAUAUUCAUUUCUCAAUACUGUUUUAAGAACUUUUCGGUUAUUUAAAGUGGAACAGUUUCAGCAAUGGGAGAGAUAUAACGAGUUUACCAUAUUAUAAUAAACAUAUUUAAGACAAUUCAAACCUACUCUCAAAUAAUGUUGUCAUAAAUUCGUCAUGCAGUCAUAAGGAAUCUCUGAUUAAUUCUACAAAACGUGCUCCAUUCGCCCACAAUUAAUCGAAAACGGGGGCAGCUUUUAAUCGAUUGUAGCAAUAUAUAAAUGAGAAAAAAAACGCCAAAAAAAAAGAUCGCCGAUAUUAAUAUGCGAUUAUCGCUAAUGCUCGAAAUCGCGCAAUCGGUGGUCAUAAAUGCAUCAUCAAAGAGAGCCGCAUAUUAUCUACAAAAUACUUUUAAUCGUAAUAUUAAUUAAUAAUAUACAGAUUGUAAAUAACUAAACAAUAAUAAAAUAUGCUGUAACAA